This is a messenger RNA of Sphaeroforma arctica JP610, 1826 nucleotides long. RefSeq lists its product as hypothetical. NCBI's taxonomy places the organism in Eukaryota, Ichthyosporea, Ichthyophonida. The coding region runs from base 335 to 1156 and encodes 273 amino acids. Gene Ontology annotation, molecular function: oxidoreductase activity; iron ion binding. The transcript is spliced from 4 exons. Gene Ontology annotation, biological process: lipid biosynthetic process. The record is from RefSeq and is a predicted model, not a curated record.
GGCCGGUUUCACAUGUAUAUCCAUUCACAAGGCUGGUAUCACACAUGUAUAUCUAUUCACGUGCUGUAUUCAAAUACAAUACGUCACAUCACUUCACUUCACACAGAGAACAAUACAUUGCUUCACGACAGAUAGAAAUUGUAUGUAACCACAUAGUCGGCAGCUUGCGUUGCGGAUGAAGCUCUGUAUUCUAGUUAGUUGUAGCGUGUGAGGUUUAAAGGUUCGUUGACGGCAUAACUAUCCCGGCUUAAUUUCAUAAUUCGUAUACUACCCGCUUACAUUUAUACGCCUCUACGUACACAUCAGCACAUCUACAUACACAUAAACAUACACCAUGGAUGUCUUUGGAUUAAGGAUGGAACCCUGGCAAGGCAUAUUCAUCUUGUCGCCGGUUGUCACAUACUAUACGUCGUGCAUAGCAUUUGGUAUCAUGGACUGUAUGCCAUCAUUCGAGAAGUACCGUGUGCAGCCGAAGUUCGAGGAGAAGAGGAAUAAGAUCUGUUGGAAGGACGCGCUCCCUUGGGUUAUAUUACAGCAUGCCAUGCAGAUAUUUGCCGGCAUCAUGUUUGUGCAAUUCGAGGACUACUCGGAAGACUUCGACUCGUGGCUGGCGGUGGUACCGAAGUUUGUAGUAGCUGCCCUUGUCAUGGACACGUAUCAGUACUGGAUUCACCGGUGGAUGCACAUUAACAAAUGGGCCUUCGAGCACUUUCACUCAUGGCAUCAUCGCCUGCAUUGUCCUUAUCCCAUUGGAGCCCUGUACAACCACCCGCUCGAAGGGUUUGUGUUGGAUGCCGGGAGCGGUGCUCUAUCUGUGGCCGUUGCUGGGCUUGAUCUUCGAGCCGCGAGUCUGUUUGUCUCAGUAUCCACCUUCAAGACUGUGUGCGAUCACGCGAACUACGACUUACCCUGGAACCCUAUGAAUAAGCUCUUCACCAACAAUGCUUCCUACCACGAUAUGCACCAUCAAUUGAGAGGUUUCCGGUUCAACUUCUCGCAGCCGUACUUCACUUUCUGGGAUGACAUCAUGGGCACCAAAAAAAUGCCCACCAGAGACGACCUCGUGCGGUGUGAGAAGCCGAAGACAGCUGUCAAAUCUGUGGCAAAAACGGAGACAGCCUCGACUAAGAGUGAUGCAGCUAAGAAGGCGGAAUAGACCCGGUAAUGGGGGUGAUCGCAGAGAUGGGAAAAGCGCGCGGACGUGUUUAAUGGAGAUACGUGUGUGACGACAAUGAGGGCUUGCGUGGGCAAGUGGUAGUCGUAGUAGGAAGUGAGCGGACACAUAUAUACGUAUGUAUAUAUACAUGUGUAUUUAUAUGUGUAUUUACAUAUGCAUGUGUAUUUACAUGUGUACAUGCAUGUGUCCACUUUUAUGUCUAGAGAGGUUGAUGUUGCGCCUGCAGGGAUGGGUGAGUGACAAUCGAUAACUUCGGACGCACCGUGAAAGUCAGUGAGGUUGGGAAGACGCCCGAAUGCGGCUGUAUCGCAUGUUGUACAUGCAUGCAUGCUUUUGCAACAGCGGGUGUCUGUCAGGAAUUAAUCUCCAGGUACAUGGGUGGGUGCACCACUACGCACGCAACCGUACGUAGUGGUGCAACGCCUGGUUGAUAGUUUAUGUGUGUUUAAAACUGGGUUAGUGAGACGUGUGGUAGCAGCUUACAGGUGUAGACUAGUCAUGGCGGGAGGGCGUUGGUAGAGGAAUAUAUAGGUCGAUUGCAAUUGGUAGAUACGAUGCAAUCGGAGCGAAGGUAGGAUGAUAACAGAAAUGACGUAAUAUAGUAAAACAGUGGAGAAGAAAUAAAUGUGGUCGAUAAAUAUGGCUGCCC